UGCAGACAUCCGGGUGAUGGGAUUGUGUGUCCCAAGCAGAGUCCGAGGUAGAAGGUGCUGUGCGUUGUCAGAGUGGAUCAAAUCACAACCGAAGCUCGGACGGUGGACGGAGUGUACACCGGGGUCAGACACUUGUCCUCCCGUUGGGCCCCCUCACUGUGUUCAGCUAAUUUCAGUGGUGGAGGCCGGCGUGGCAUGACGGAGAGCGGAGUGGAGAGUGAGCUGCGGGGGGAUGGCAGUAUUCGCAAGGGGUGUGAUCCCUUCGCUCAAACUCAGCGGAGCAAGUUGCAAAACCGCCGAGCCCGGAUUAACCAGCAGAUUAAUAAGGAGAUGCGAAUGCGAGCAGGGGCUGAAAAUCUAUUUCGAGCUACAACGAACAACAAAGUAAAGGAGACUGUGGCUCUGGAACUGAGUUUUGUGAACUCCAACUUGCAGCUCCUGAAGGAGGAACUAGAGGAACUGAACAGCUCAGUGGAGAUUUAUCAGAAUGAGAAUGAGUCUGUUAGUGUUCCCAUGAUUCCUCUUGGCCUGAAGGAGACAAAAGAAGUUGAACUGACGAUGCCUCUGCAGGAACUUAUUGACGAACACUACAGUGAGCCAGGAUGCAGGUACGAAAAAGAACUAAAAGAAUUUGCAGACCUCCGGCAGGCAAUGCGAACUCCAACCCGGAAUGAUGCUGGAAUCGAGCUUCUUAUGGAAUACUACAACCAGCUUUACUUCAUUGAUAAUCGUUUUUUUUCACCCAAUAAAAAUAUGGGUAUCUUUUUUCAUUGGUACGACUCUUUAACUGGUGUUCCUUCCUAUCAACGGGCUCUGGCUUUUGAAAAAGGAAGUGUACUCUUCAAUAUUGGUGCACUAUAUACCCAGAUUGGUGCGCGGCAAGACCGAACCACUAAGGAAGGCAUUGACCAAGCUAUUGAUGCUUUCCAAAAGGCUGCAGGUGCUUUGAACUAUUUAAAAGAAAACUUCUCGAAUGCCCCAAGCCUCGACAUGAGCACGCCAUCCCUCAACAUGUUAGUGCGUCUAAUGAUCGCACAGGUACAGGAAUGUGUCUUUGAAAAUGUGAUGCUGGCAGGAAUUAAGGAUGAGUUCUUGGUACAAUUACAGAGUGCGCAGGAGGCUGCAAGGGUGGCUGAUGUUUAUUCCUUGGUCUAUCAGACAAUGACACAACCCCCAGUGAAAGACUAUGUUCCAUUCUCUUGGACAACUAUGGUUCAGGUCAAAUCUGAGUACUUCAAAGCUGUUUCACAUUAUUUUGCUGCUAUUGCAUUUUGUGACCAUACAAUGGGUCCUGAUGAUGAAAGUGAACACAUAAAGGCUCUUCAGCAACUUCAUGUAACAAUGCCUGAGGGUCCAUCAUUGGUUAUGGUACUUAAGGAUAAUGAGGAGCGACGCAAAUUAGGAAAGGCUCAUUUAAAGAAAGCAAUAAUUAAGCAUGAAGAAGCGAUGAGGAUUCACAGCCUUUGUCGGAUCCUGAGGAAGAUGGAUAUCCUGCAGGAGGUGCUAGUUGUUGCCCAUAAACGAUCGUUGAAGAAGUAUUCUGAGAUUGAUCGUGAAGAUGAUUUUUUUGAAACUGUUGAAGCUCCAGACAUUCACCCAAAAACACAGCAGAAACCAGAAAUUAAAACUCCAAACUUUUCCAAGGUGAAAGUCACAGAUAUUUUUCACGGAUUGGGUCCAUUGUCAGUUUUCUCCAUCAAGAAUCGUUGGAGCUCUGUCAGAGAAAUUCAUCUUGAGAAAAGUGAUAAGGGAUUUGGAUUCACCCUGCGUGGUGAUUCUCCUGUCCUUAUUGCAGGAGUAGUCCCUGAUGGCUGUGCAGAUAAAGCCGGUCUUCGAGAAGGUGACUACAUUGUCUCAGUGAAUGAACAGGAUUGCAAGUGGUCCAAGCAUUCUGAAGUUGUUCAGUUACUGAAAACUAUCAGCACAGAGAGUGUCAAGAUUGGUGUAAUAACGCUGAAUACUUUUGAACACCAGAAUAACGCAGACAGGAAAUCACUUCUAGGUACAAUGUCCUCGACAAGCAUCUUCUCUGGCAGUGAUAAAGAGAACAGCAGGAAAGUUGCUGAUUCCAGCAAAGGUUCGGGGUUAUUGACAACCUGGAACAAGAAGAAAAGUACAAGCAAAGAUGGCAGCACCCACAGCUUACCGUUCAUUGCCGUGACAGAUGAUAGAUCAUUUUACUGAAGAGUAUCAUCAGUACUAUGUAUGAGAAUUAUUCAUUAGUUACACAAACAUGCACAUCUCAUGUCUGGAUGCAGAGCAAUUGUAUCGAGGUUCAUCUCACUCAAGGCCUUGUCAGUUAAAGACAGCACAACUUGAAACCCUUUCUGCAAUGGACAAAUUCGGCUUGUGAGCACAUCUUUAUAUUCAAAGCACCAUUUGUGGAGAACACAGUAUAAUAGAGGAGAGACAAGAUAAGGUGUGGAACAAAAAUGGAGUUUGUUUCAGUAUUAUUUAUUGAUCCCAGCUUCAUUGAGAGUUCUCCUUGCCUGAUGUGCAGUAAGAUGUGGAAACAUUGACUGUUAUAGUCAUUGACUUGUGCAGAAGAGAAACAUGCCCUUUGUCUCAACAUGUCCAUGACUAGUGUCUCUUUUUUCAAUAUAAUAAAUUUCUGGAAUUGUUAUUUUCACUCAGUAAGAAUUUACAGGAUACUAACAAAUGGCAUUGAAGCUGCUACUCCAGGAUAAGACAUUUUUCAAACAUAACAUGGAUUUUUUGUUCUUUUUAGGCUGAUCAAGAACUUGUAUUUUUCUUUUACAGGAAAAGCUUUUGUUAAAUUUAUUUCCACAAGUUAUUGAAGGUCUAACAAACCGAUGAUAAGACGGUAUUAUUCUUAAUGGAUUAAAUAGGCUGUUUUAGGAUUAAUACCACAUGCAAAGUGCAAGAGCCUCCUGUAUUGUCCCCUGUAUCUUUGGAUUGCGUUCUGCCCUAUAUCACAUUUUAUUAUUGUGUCCUGUUAGUAGCUUAACACAAAAUUUGCACUUUAGGAUCCAGAAACAUGUUUACUCCCUCCUACCACUUACUAAAAGGAAAAUUAGGAGCCAUGCUUGGUUUGGCUUGGUAGGAUUUAUCACUUGCUGUCAGUUGAUAUAGAUUUUUGUAAAGUAAGAGGACAAAACUAUACUUUUAGAAUUAAUUCAUAAUUUAAAAUUUAUUGAUGUCAAAAGGAAAACAAAUGGAGGAUUUUCAAUCUCAAACUAUCAUUGUUUCAGAUACUUAGAUAAGAUACAAAGGAACUACUGAAAACAUUUUAUAUUUUAAAAAUAUGGGUCUAGUUAUUCCUGUAAAUGUUUAGGUAGAAGAAUCUGUAGAUAGCAAAUUUCAGGUACAGUAGUCAAUAGCAGAACAAACGCAGUUAUUUUGAUCAUGAUAGAGUUUAGCAAAGGACAGACUAAUGUCAAAACUGAACUCAAUGAAGAACCAGUAUUAUAAUACUAUCUUUAAUGUCUAUUGUGUAUUGUGUUCAAUUUAUCAAUGUUUAAUUCCACUUUUUAAAAAGAGGUAGCACCUGCCAGACAGACUUCCAGUAUAGAUCAGCUGAACUGUGCUUCCCCUCUAUUUUUAUUAUAAGAAAACAUUCCGCAUGUUUUUAAUCCUUUUGUUUUAAGUAACAUGUUUUGUAGAUUUUAGUCCUUCCCUAAGUAACGAAACUGAUUAUAGCCAAUAGUUGAUUGAGUCACACUAUAAAACAACUUAAGAACUUUUAAAAGUUUUUUUUCUCUAUUUUCAGACAUAGUCGUGUUGCUUUUUCAUUUGUUAACAUUAUAAUAGUGUAUCUUGUAACUCCAGAUUUUAUUUGUGCUGAAUGACAAAACAACAUUAUCUUUUAGUUUUUGACUGGCAGUUACGAGUUCAGUUAAUUUAUGCAGAGCAGGUUCCCACAAAAGAGAAUCAGAUUACUUUGAUAAAGUUCCAAAUAACAUAAUUGAUAGGCAAAGGCACAAUUGUUACCUCUCCUAAUUUUAAAUUGUUGCCAUUGAAUAUUUAAUAACUACAAAUAGAAUUGAUAGUCUAUCUCUACCAAAAGAUGAUGGCUCUCAACCCCAUUGAAUUAAACAGCUUUCCUGGACCAUGUAUGCAGCAUUGAAUUCCGUGUAGGUGCUUUAAUUUCUUUUUUCUGAACUUUAGCAGCAGCCAACUUGCUGUUGUUCCUCAGCACCCAAUACCUCCUUUGCACUGACAAAGUCCAUCCACCCCAUCUCACCAAAUCCUCCAGUCUUUUCACUAAUGAAUAACUAUGACCAACUACUUAACAUUAACCCCUCUCACCAUGCCUCAACUCCAUUCCUCAAUUCACCUCUAAUAGCUAAAGAAAGUGCAUAAUCACACUGUAGGAAAAUCAGCAAUGAUAACAGAUGUAUUCUUGCCUAUGCAAACCCACCUGAAAAAUAAAAUAUUUGGAAGGAUAGGAAAAUAUAACAAAGCAUUGACAAGCUUAAAAUUACAGUUGGAUAAUGCAUGGUUAAGAUUUGGGUUGCAUUUAGUCACAUUCAUUUCUAAAUCACUGAAAAAUACAUUGUUUUUAAUGUUCAGAGGUUUGACUGCCUAAAUUAAUUCGAACUGUCUACUGGAGGAACUUAGUAGUUCAAGUGGCAUCUUUGUCGGGGAUGGGCACAGGUGCAAAGGAAUCAUCAUCAUUUGGGGUCAAAACCCUGCAUCAAGACCUGUACUUGAGCUGCUGAGUUAAACAAAUAUUCUGUUGUUCCAGAUACCAGCAUCUGCAGUCUCUUGUACCUCCUAUCCCAUCUUUUGCUAUUAUUCCUAUCCCAUCCUUUGAUUAUUGUUUUCUGGUCUCUGCUCACCACAGUCCAGGAAGAUGUAAAUCAGGUAUGAUGUAUUAAAAUAACCAGUUGCACAAAAUACGCAUUGCCUUAAACAGAUUAAAUACUAAACUGAAUGGUAGUCAUGACUACUUUGGAAUUCGUAAACAAACUUCGUACUGGUGGGAUUUAAAGGCAAGCUUAAAUGAAUUUUAUGUUUACAUCAUCAUCAUUCUUGUUUAAUAUUUGAUUGCACAUGGAACACAUCUUUUUCAUUUCUAGUACUCAUUGCCUGGAUGUAAUGGCAAGUUGUUCAACCCUUCCUCUUGAAUAGGAAAAAGCUGACUUCCAUUGACUACCAUUCUUGUUUUCAUUCAUUAGCAGCUGACAUCUGAAUAAAUCCCAUAGAUAUCCCUCAAUUGUCUCCCUCAUUCUGGACUCUGUGGAGCAAAUCAGAUGGAUUUAAAGAAAUGUGGUAUGGCAUUAUCCUUGAACAUACUUUUUCCAUCCAAUUUUUACUGUUCUCUUUGGAGAAAGUAAUUUUCAUUUCAAUGAAGAUAAAAAUGCAGAAAGACUGCAACAUAAUUAAAAACAAAAGAUAACUAUUUGGGGUCGUACUGUCUGCGUAGAUCAAACUUAAAUAAAAGUCAUCACAGAUUGAAAACUAAUAUUUCCUGGUUUUAGUUUAAGAAUUAGAUAGCUUGACAUUGGUAGUUGACUAUUAUCAGGUUUAUGAAAUAAGACUAAACUGCCUUGGUUAUUAAAAGUCAACUCAUUGAAAUAUAUCAAUGUUAAUGACUGGAUUUUUUGGCAUCAAAUUAUCUUUCUGUUUGUUUUUAAUUUAGAAUAAUUUAUAAUUUUAUUAUUUCCCACAAACAUACUUUUGAGUGAGGGUAGCAUAAGGGACACAAUGUGAAUUAUUGCACUAAAAUACAGUGCAAACUCUUAACAAUGAAAGAGGAAGAAGAUUUACAUCUUGAAUUGAUUCUCUUCAAAUCAGCGUGAACUAAACCAGAGCAUCAAUUUUUGUGUGUAAAGUUUAAAUGCCAACUUUCAUUUUUGAGAGUGGGAGGAGUGGAGACAAAUGGGUGGGCAUAAGAUACCGAAUACAAUUAAUGUUAAAAUUUAUAAGUUAACACAAUGAUUAAUAUGCGGAUAUACUUGUAUAUUGCAAACUUUAACAAACAUAUUAAAUAAUUGUUUCUAUAGAUUGAAAUCACACAACAGAUCUAAAAUGGAUUUUUUAAAAUUUAUAUGUAAUUAUCAUAGUUAAAUGUUAAACCUUGUAUUUUGUUCUGUAACUAAUACUUGAUAAAUUUGUGAGAAGUACAGAUUAAAAUAAUGCUGCAAUUUCCAUUUUUCAUAUCUCAUUUUAUGAUCUUUCCAAGCAAGUUUUCAAAAUGUAUAUCUUUGUAACAAACAGUGUUGAGUAGCAUUGGCAGACCUAUCUCUUACUGUUAGUUUUGUUCAUUCUCAAGACGUGGAUUUCAGACUAGCAUCUAUUGACCAUUCCUAUUUGCUUUCAAGAAAGUUGUUGCGGUCCUUAUUACUGAUCUGAUAAAGUUUAAGCUAUAUGUUCAAGGAUUUUGAUUGUUCUUAUUGAUGUACUGUGUAAAUCAAGUGAUUGAGAUUUUUUUUAGAAACAGUAGAAAAUUGUGAUGGUUAUGUUGUACCACCUUGCUGCUAUGAAUACAAUGCCCUUUCAUGGUAUUGCAUUUUAAUCCUGUUUAUAAUACUGUGUACUCUGUUGGGAGCUGGAAUUUGUAAACUGCUCUUUUAUAAAACAUUUGCCAGUAUUAUUCUUUGCUAACUUUUUUUUUUGUGGAUUGGACCCAAACUGGUGUAAUAACUGAUGUUCAAACUACUCACUAGAUUUUCAUUAGUUUGUAAUGAGUAGGACAAAUCUAGAAGGCUUUUAAUAUUUACUUUUGUGAUUUGCAAAUACAAUGCACUUGCAUCAUUGAUACAUUUGAUACAAAACAAAUUAUUAUUAUUUUUCCAUUCCCAGAAGCAGGUGUAGAAGACCUUGGAUUGUAGUCGAGCUAAUUUUUAAAAUCAUUUUAUAAAUUUCGUGCAUAAGAAACAAAUGUAAACUUAUGAAAAAACUGCCAGGUAUCUGAUACAUGUUGAGUAACUGUACAUCCAUUUCUGAAUGUCUGUGGGGAAAUGUUUACGUUUGUAUCAGAAAUAUUAUCCUAUGUGUCUUUAGUCAAUUGUUUUGGUACGAAAUAUAUUUUUGACAUUCCUCAGAUAUUUACUUAUGAUUUAAGAUGGUAGUUUUCUACUUCCGUACUAUAACGUCUAUGAAUAAAUUA
This is a messenger RNA of Hypanus sabinus (Atlantic stingray), 7075 nucleotides long. RefSeq names its product rhophilin, Rho GTPase binding protein 1 (gene rhpn1). Gene Ontology annotation, molecular function: protein binding. Lineage: Eukaryota; Metazoa; Chordata; Chondrichthyes; Myliobatiformes; Dasyatidae. The record is from RefSeq and is a predicted model, not a curated record. The transcript has 15 exons. Gene Ontology annotation, biological process: negative regulation of stress fiber assembly; signal transduction. The coding region runs from base 196 to 2184 and encodes 662 amino acids.